AUGCUGGCACCGGGCCGGGCAAGUCCACCCCCGCUCCGGCUCGGGCCGGCACCGCCGCAGCUGCGCUACCGAGCCCUGCAGAAUCUGCCGCCGCCCCGCAGCCGCUCGCGCCGAAGAGCGGCGCUGGAGCCCAGAGGCGAGAGCGAAAGCGAAAGCUACGGCCUGCUGGAUUUGGUGGCUUUGUCAGUGGCCUCCACGGUGGGCUCCGGUGUCUUCUCCUUGGCAGGCCGUGUGGCUUCCCAGGAAGCGGGGCCCGCUGUAGUGUUGUCACUGGGAAUCGGAGCCCUCGGAUGUUUGCUGAGCGCCACCGCAUAUGCGGAACUCUCGAGCCGCGUGGUGGCUGCUGGGUCGGUCUAUGCCUAUGCCCAGGCCACGGGCCUGGGCAGAUCCACGAUGGCCGUCGCAGCGCUAUGUUUGAUCGUCGAGUACUCCUGGAGCUGCGCCGCCGUCUCUGUCGACUGGUCCGGGAAGCUGCUGCGCGCCGACUUCGGUUUCCUCUCACAGGUCUCUUGGGACCCUGGUGUGCUCCUGGUGCUCUUCUGCACGGCCUUGCUAGCAAGGGGAACAAAAACUUCCAGGCUCUUCACCAAUGUCAGCACUGCAGCGAAGCUUGGGCUGAUCUUCUUCCUGAUGGCCUCCGCUUUGUUGGCCUUCGAUGUGAAGAACCUGCAACCCUUCAUCCCCGAGGAGUACGGCAUCUCCGGUGUGCUGCGGGGAGCCACUGACUCAUUCUUCGGCUUUUUGGGCUUCGAUGCGGUGUGCGCACUGGCCCUGGAUACCAAGGAUGCCCGGAGGGUGGUACCCUCUGCUCUCUUCCUGGGCCUUUUCGUCUCCGGUGGCCUCACCUGCUUGGCAGGCUUUGUCCUCGUGGCCGCCGUGCCCGCGGCCCGCCUCGACCCGGCGGCGGGCUUCGUCUCGGCUUUCGAGAUCUUGGGCAACGACUUCGCAGCUCGCGUUGUCACCGUGGGAGAGUUGCUGGUGCUUCCCGUCGUUGCCUUCGGCUGUUUGCUGCCGCUUGGGCGCUUGCUGUGCUGCUUGGCAGAGGACGGUUUCUUGCCACCUCAGCUGGCGCGCCGCGAUUCUGCCGAUCAGCCCCUUCUGGCUACACUGCUUGGCGGCGCAGCAACGGCCUUAUGUGCUGGGCUUGUCCCUUUCGAGGACUUGAACGACAUCUGCAGCGCAGCGGUGCUUUGUUGCUUCAUCCUGGCAUCGAUUUCGGCGGUCGUGGCACGACAAGAAGGCGCCCUGCGGGCCCAGCUCCGGGAGCUCCUGGCCGCCUUCGCGGCCUUCGCUUUUGCGACACUUUUUCUUUGCUCCCCUCGCUGGACCACGGACGCAGCACUGGCUCCCACGCUGCUUCGAUGGCUAGGUGCUGAAGGCCCACCACCGGCGUGGGAUUUCCUGGCGUUGGUCGCAGCCGCAGCAGUCGCGUCCUGCGCAGCCAGAGCACAGAAGCUCGCCAAGGAUCCUCCGGACGGGUUGGCCUUUCCGGUGUCGAUCCACCUGGUGUCCGUUCUUGGCUCCACAGCGCUUUUGACGACCCUCCCGGCUUACAGCCUCGUCGCAUCUUCAGCGGUACUGGCAGCAGUCUGGGUCUCCAGUUGA
Molecule: messenger RNA, 1605 nt
Organism: Symbiodinium sp. CCMP2456
Lineage: Eukaryota; Dinophyceae; Suessiales; Symbiodiniaceae
Source: the annotation of a GenBank genome assembly